This is a messenger RNA of Letharia columbiana, 1818 nucleotides long. RefSeq lists its product as uncharacterized. The transcript has 4 exons. NCBI's taxonomy places the organism in Eukaryota, Fungi, Ascomycota, Lecanoromycetes, Lecanorales, Parmeliaceae. The record is from RefSeq and is a predicted model, not a curated record. Bases 1 to 1818 code for a protein of 605 amino acids.
AUGUUCAAAAGUCAGUCUCUCCUGGCCGGUAUACACCCGUCGCCACUGGCCGAUCACGAAAUGUACGAUAAUCGACUUACUAGCCAUCUAUACAACUACCCUUACCAAGCUCAGGCCCUUACAGCUCCUGGAAAGACGCCUGAUACCGUCAAGUCUACUCCUCCACUGGAAUCAGGCAACAUCGCUAUGCUCAACAGAGACCAUAGGGUCGACAUAAUGACAACAACUCGCGGCUCUAUUCGUGUGUCACCACGAACACUCACAAUCACACCUCCAAGACCCGCCUCACCAAUCUCAUCCGACGCCGAUAGUGACUGCUGGGACGAUGGCUCUGAUUCCCCAUGCUCCUUCACUGGCGAGGAGUGCCCCGACUUAUGCGGAGGCCCUAAGAAUUCGUGCAGAAGCUGGACUCCUCCUGCCUCCCCUUUCUAUUACACCAAUGAAAGUGGAAUCUUCCUCCUGGACGAUCGUCAGGGUUACGAAGAGAGGCAGAAGAUUGAACUAGAGCAUACGCUGCAUGACUUGGCUACAAGCCUACAACGGCUGAGGGAGACCAUGUCACCCCCAAGGUUCUUGAGUCGGCUUCAUGAAUUCGAAGGGUUGGCACCAUCGUCUCGUACUGGAAUGUCUCACGGGCCCAGCGAAGAGUUCCCACGGUCACCAACCAAAAGCCUCGCGGAACACUUUCGCGUUACGGCAACUUCUCCUGGACCGUCGUGCCCCUGUGAUUGUGCCGGUACCCCAUGCCGCUGCAAGCUUUCUCCAACACAAAGCGCUUCCACAGAUCUACUACACCAAUCAAUGAAUACCCAGGAGAAGGACGAGUUUGGGACUGCGGACCUUGGAAAGCUCAUACAAGCCAGCUUACAACAUGUCCAAUCGACCAACUCGCCCCCAAAAUACCUCGCCAGCGUGUCUGAAAUUGAAGCCCAGCCUCUGCUCGGAAAGCAAAUCACCAUCCCGAAUUCACACGAACAGCUGCGUGACGAGGCUUUCUUAGUGAGGGAUGCCUCGCCACAGCUACACCUCGGGAAUACAGCGUACCCGACUCCACUUCCAAGCUCUCCGGAAUCGAAGCCGAGUCGGAAGAGGGGACGGGAUGAAAGCUCCCAAGAGAGUAGCGGCCUAGGCAAGGAUGCGGCUAUGGGAAAUGCCUACCCCGGAUGGGCGUUGCUGGAGGGCAAUGGUGAUAUUCCCGAUACUCGCGGUUCUUCACUUAAGGGGACUCUUAAUGCACUAGAUACCUGCUCAGCAAACCCACUCUCCUCCCAGAGCGCUGUCCUCGACCAUCAGAACGUCAAGCAGCUACUUCAAACCCCCGGCUUCCAUCUCCAUCUUCCCACUACCAUCGCCAAUUCUCUAGUCGAGAAACCGCAAACAUUCCACACCCUCUCCAAACGGCGCGUCCCAAGCCGGCCCCCAGGAACCAUCCCUUUCAGCGCCCAGCCUUCCUCAACCCACGUCUUCCGCUUCUACAAAUUCACCUACAUCAUCAGUUCCGACCACCUCACGUCCCAAAUAACCAGACUCAACAUCUGGAUGCAGAACUUCUUCUGCGACUUCCUCGCCGCCUCUCCCCUUGGCAUCGAGCUGCAACCCCGGCGGCGCAUACUCCUGCGCGCGGGACAGCUGACGCUGAACCUGCAGUCUGUCGUCGGUGCGCUGAGUCAGGAGAUUGUGACGGCGGUGGUGAAAGAGGUUGGGACGGAUGGCGACGGAAGGAUUGACGGCGUUUUUUCCAGCGGGCGAGGUGGCGCAGGUGGGGGCCGGGGUGAGGGUGUUGUUCGCGGUUGGGUUGGAGUUGAGAGGAGCCGUUGA